Messenger RNA from Lontra canadensis (Northern American river otter), 1316 nucleotides. RefSeq names its product cathepsin W (gene CTSW). The record is from RefSeq and is a predicted model, not a curated record. Gene Ontology annotation, molecular function: cysteine-type endopeptidase activity. Bases 53 to 1192 code for a protein of 379 amino acids. The transcript has 10 exons. Lineage: Eukaryota; Metazoa; Chordata; Mammalia; Carnivora; Mustelidae. Gene Ontology annotation, cellular component: lysosome.
CAGCUUGGUUAGCACAGCUUCCUGCUCCCUGCUCUCUCUCGCCUACAGCACUAUGGCCUACACCAUGGCACCAACCGUCUACCUCUCCUGUCUCCUGGCCCUGUUGGUGGCAGGCCUGACUCAAGACAUCAAGGACUCCCUCUGGGAGAAGGACCUAGAUCCCGACUUCCUGAAGCUGAAACAGGUCUUCGAGUUGUUCCGCGCCCAAUACGACCGGAGUUACUCAAACCCCAAAGAGUAUGCUCGUCGCCUGGAGAUCUUUGCACACAACCUAGCCCAGGCUCGGAAGAUGGAAGCAGAAGACUUGGGCACGGCCGAGUUCGGGAUGACUCCAUUCAGUGACCUCACAGAGGAGGAGUUUGAGCAGCUCCAUGGGCACCAGAAGAUAACACCUGGAGAGACUCCUGGUGUGGGCAGAAAGGUGGGGUCUGAAGUGGUGGUGGAGUCAGUGCCCCCUAGCUGCGACUGGCGCAAGUUGAAGGGCGUCAAGUCACCCAUCAAGCAGCAGGGAAACUGCAACUGCUGCUGGGCCAUGGCUGCCGCGGGCAACAUCGAGGCACUGUGGCGCAUCAGAUACAACCGGUCUGUGCAAGUCUCCGUGCAGGAGCUGCUCGACUGCAACCGCUGCGGGGACGGCUGCAAGGGUGGCUUCGUCUGGGACGCAUUCGUAACUGUCCUCAACAACAGUGGGCUGGCCAGCGAAAAGGACUACCCAUUCCGGGGGAGCCUCAAACGCCAUAAGUGUCUGGCCAGUAACUACAAGAAGGUGGCCUGGAUCCAGGACUUCAUCAUGCUACAGAACAAUGAGCAGACGAUCGCCCAGUACCUGGCCGCCCAUGGCCCCAUCACCGUGACCAUCAACAUGAAGCUACUGCAGCAAUACAAGAAGGGUGUGAUCAAGGCCACACCUGCCACCUGUGACCCCUACCUUGUGAACCAUUCUGUCCUGCUUGUGGGUUUUGGGAAGACCAACUCAACGGAGAGGAGGAGGGCAAAGGGAGGCCAUUCCCGGCUUCAUCCUCACCGCCCAAUCCCAUACUGGAUCCUGAAGAACUCCUGGGGUGCUGAAUGGGGUGAGGAGGGCUAUUUCCGGCUGCAUCGUGGGAGUAAUACGUGCGGCAUCACCAAGUUCCCGCUCACAGCCCGCGUGGACCUACAGGGGAAGAAGGCCCCAGUGUCCUGCCCUCGCUGAGCCUGUGCCGCCGAGCUUCAGCCCUCUCCCACUAUGCCCGCUGCCUCCUCGUUGGCCCCACCAAAGGCUUUUGCCCAUCCUCCUGAUCUUGCUAUGGCUUGAAUAAACCAAGAUGAGCUCCUUG